Gossypium arboreum is the source of this 2631-nucleotide messenger RNA. Its product is annotated as type IV inositol polyphosphate 5-phosphatase 3-like. Gene Ontology annotation, molecular function: phosphatidylinositol-3,4,5-trisphosphate 5-phosphatase activity; inositol-polyphosphate 5-phosphatase activity; phosphatidylinositol-4,5-bisphosphate 5-phosphatase activity. Bases 225 to 2219 code for a protein of 664 amino acids. The record is from RefSeq and is a predicted model, not a curated record. Gene Ontology annotation, biological process: phosphatidylinositol dephosphorylation. Lineage: Eukaryota; Viridiplantae; Streptophyta; Magnoliopsida; Malvales; Malvaceae. The transcript is spliced from 12 exons.
GAGUUAAAGAGCGUGUGAAAUUGAGCUUGGUACACGGAAACAACUCAAGCUCACAGCUCCCCGAGUUCCAAAAAUAAAAACAUAUCAAGUAAUGGGGGAUUAAGUCAAUAAUUGUAGUGAUUAUCAUAUCACCAUCUGAUUGUGCUAUUGAAUAAUGGGUAGUCACUAAGUCUUUAAUUAAGAGUCAAAAGACCCGAAAUCCAGAUUAAGUAAUUAAUUUAACUAUGAAACAAGGCUCAAAGCCCCGGCCGGAGAGAAGUUGGGUUGAAAUCUGCUGUUUUGGUUGCUCCUGCCUACAGCUUUUUUGGCCUCGAGUUGUCAUGCGUAAGUUGCUCAAUAUCAAUCCCAGAGAUUCCGAUUACAGUGCCGACACCGAUGAUGGAGAUGACAUUGGUUCGGAUUCUGAAACCGAAGAAUUUUUUGAUUGUGGCAAUGGCAUUGGCUCAAGGUUUAGAGGGAUUAGAGAGGAGGAUCCUCAGCCUGAUCUAAAUGAUUGUCUUCCAAGAUUAAGGAGACGGAAUUCAGAGACUUUUAGGGCACAAUACAUAAGCACAAAGGAAUUAAGAAUAUGCGUCGGUACCUGGAAUGUUGGUGGAACGGUUCCACCUGAUGACCUAGAUAUUGAUGAUUGGAUAGAUAUCGAUGAACCUGCUGACAUCUAUGUGUUUGGUUUUCAGGAGAUAGUACCCUUAAAUGCUGGGAAUAUUUUUGGUGCUGAAGAUAAUCGUCCUGUUCCAAAGUGGGAAAACAUCAUUCGUGAAACCCUUGAUAGAAUUCAGCCUGCAAAUACUAAAGUAAAAUGCUAUAGUGAUCCCUCAUCUCCAACGAAAUUUAAGCCAUUUGAUGAUGUUCCUAAUUUAGAGGAGGAGAUAAUUCUUGAAAGUGAAAGUGAUAUUGGUGAAGAAAUUUAUCCAUUGGAUGAAGACCCAAAUGGUUUUGAUGAAGUUGAUAAUUCAUCCGGAAAAAACAGUGUGCUCAGAAGUUAUGGAGUUUCAUACUUUAAUGAUGUUGUUGAACUUGAUGCGCCUCUAGAACAGGGUUUACAGAGGCAAAUUUCUUCAUCUAAGAGUUUAGAUGGAUUGAAUUGCUUGCAGAUGGAGGACUUUUAUGAAGAUGCAGGGGACUCAAUUAGGCUACAAAAUAGAAAAUUUACCAGAACGCUUAGUGGAAUUGCAGAAAACAGAAAAUUAACCAGAAUGCUUAGUGGAACUGAGAGGAUUGGUUUGAGCUGGCCAGAGCCUCCACUAAACUUUCUUCCUCAGAAUGUUUUGGAGAGACCAGGUUCUUUCAAACCAAGAAAAUCUUUUAGAGCAAUAAAGUCUUUUAAAACAUAUAAUUCCUUCAAGUCUAUAAAUGAUAUGUGCCAUAUGGUAUCUGCGAUAGCUUUGCUUGCUGAACUUGACCUUGAAUCCCUCAUGAAGAGGAAAAGAAGAUCAUCAUAUGUAAGAAUAGUAAGCAAGCAGAUGGUAGGAAUUUUCCUCACUAUAUGGGUUCGUAGGAGUUUGCGCAGGCAUAUUCAGAAUCUGAAGGUGUCUACUGUUGGUGUUGGUGUAAUGGGUUACAUUGGUAACAAGGGAUCCAUAUCGGUCAGCAUGUCCAUAUAUCAAACACUUUUCUGUUUUAUAUGCACUCACCUGACAUCAGGUGAAAAAGAUGGGGAUGAACUUAAAAGAAAUGCUGAUGUGCAUGAAAUACUUCGACGAACUCGUUUUCAUUCUCUUUCUGCAAUUGGACUUCCCAAACGCAUCCAUGAUCACGAAAGAAUAAUUUGGAUGGGUGAUCUAAAUUACCGUAUCAACCUGCCAUAUGACAAAGUACGUGAUCUCAUCUCCAAGGAGGAGUGGUCCAAGUUGAUUGAGAGGGACCAGCUUGUAGGAGAGCUGCAGAAAGGUCGUUCAUUUGAUGGAUGGUCUGAGGGAGCUUUAAAUUUUGCGCCAACAUACAAAUAUGAGCUAAAUUCAGAGAAAUACUAUGGAGAAGAUCCCAAGGCUGGAAGGCGAACUCCUGCAUGGUGUGACCGCAUCCUUUCUUAUGGGAAGGGACUGAGGCAACUAAUGUAUAGGAGAACUGAGCUUAAACUUUCUGAUCAUCGCCCUGUUACAGCCAUAUAUAUGGCUGAGGUUGAGGUGUUUUGUCCAAAGAAACUGCAACGUGCUCUCAACUAUACUGAUGCUGAAAUUGAAAAUGAAGAAGUUGUGGCAGAGGUUAUUGCAUAUUGAUUUUGGAAUGACUCCCUCGAGUUGUACCAGGAUAGUUUGCUGGCAGAGCAUCAAGGAAUUCUAAUCUAUGCUUGAGACUUUGAAGGUUAGGGUGAGAGUCUACAACUCUUUAUAUUACCUACACCUUAGAUUCAUUCAUUUCAUUCUUUGAUUUUGUUACUGUAUUGUAUAUUUCAAUCAUUGUAUAAAUGCAUCAGCACUAGGAAUUUCACAAAUAGGCUCUUAAACAAGAGCAUAUCUAGAUAUAGUUGAGCAUAUCUUUACAUAAUCGUUGUAUCAUUGUAUAAGUAUUAGCAUAAAGUUUAUCUAGAUAUGCUCUUCUGCUAGCAGUUUUUUCUAUCUCAGAGAAAGCUGACGAUGUAAAGAUAUUUAAUCAAUGCACGCUUUUUUGAAGUUGCUACUUUUUGGUGUA